Messenger RNA from Linum trigynum, 279 nucleotides. NCBI's taxonomy places the organism in Eukaryota, Viridiplantae, Streptophyta, Magnoliopsida, Malpighiales, Linaceae. The record is from the annotation of a GenBank genome assembly.
AUGAGCGCCGCCGCCGUUCGCCCUCCCGUCGCAGGAACCCCCCUCUCCCAAUCGCCCCCAAAUCCGUCCCGCCCUACCGUCGCAACCAAGGCCCAGCUCCCCCGUCGCUCGUAUCCGCCCCACCGUCGCUCGUUCUCCCUGGAUGAACAUCGCCCAGCUCCCCCGUCGCAGCCAAGCCGCCGUUCGCCCCCAAAUCCGUCCCGCCCUACCGUCGCAACCAAGGCCCGCGCUCCCCCGUCGCUCGUAUCCGCCCUACUGUCGCUCGUUCUCCCUGGAUGA